AUGACCAAGGCAAAGCAGGAUCCCGAGGAACGCUAUGCUGCUGCCGCAGCCAAGUGCAGGGCCGAGCACAACUUCUCGCCAAAGCUCGCGGGUUGGGACUUUUACAAGUCCAUUGGGUCCCCAAAAUACAUUGUUGCUCCCAUGGUUGAUCAAUCAGAGCUGGCAUGGAGAAUUCUCAGCCGCCGCUACAAAGCCGAGUUGUGUUACACACCAAUGUUCAAUGCAAAAAUUUUCGCCAAAGAGGAAAAGUAUCGAGAUGAGCACUGGGCUGGAUUGAAGGAUGGCCUCGGAGGAGGUGGACUAAAUGACCGACCAUUGAUUACCCAGUUUUGUGCUAACGAUCCCGAAUAUCUGCUGCAGGCAGCAUUGCUUGUGGCACCUUAUUGCGACGCAGUUGAUAUCAAUCUCGGAUGCCCUCAACACAUUGCCAGGAGAGGCCACUAUGGCUCAUUCCUGAUGGAGGACUGGCCAUUGGUUGCCUCGUUGAUCUCGACUCUACAUAAACAUCUUCCAAUCCCAAUCACUGCCAAGAUCCGUGUCUUUCCUGAAGCAGAAAAGACAGUGGCCUACGCUAAAAUGGUCGUCGAAGCUGGUGCACAGAUCCUAGUCGUUCAUGGACGUCUUCGAGAGAUGAAGGGGCAUCUCACGGGUGUUGCGGACUGGGAGAAGAUUCGCAUGGUUCAAGACGCAGUGGGGCAUUUGGUGCCAGUGAUCGCCAAUGGCAAUAUUCUUUAUCACGAAGAUGUGGCUCGGUGUCUGGAGGCAACGGGGUGUGCUGGCGUCAUGUCUGCAGAAGGAAGUCUUUAUAACCCAGCAAUCUUUACCCCGGGUCAUCCAGAGUCGUGGCGUCUGGCGGAAGAGUAUCUCACCAUCUGCGAUGAGCUCGAUACAAAAAUCGCCUAUACUCGUGGACACCUCUUCAAGAUCUUUCGACCCAGUCUCAAUGUUCACACGGACCUGAGGAGUGAGCUCGGAUUGGCGAACUCGAGAGAGGCUAUGUGGGAUGUAACCCGGAAGCUGAAGCAGAGGCUGAUCGAGGACGAGGCAAAGUCUGGGCAAAAUGGCGAAAGUUUCGAAGGACGAGUCGACGAGAAGGGAUUCCCGGUGUUGCCACACUGGGUUGCUCAGCCAUACUUCAGGCAGCCCAUGCCUCCUCAGGACCAAAAAGUGACCGCCAACGUUGGUGAGGGUGGUGAAGGAGAGUUCCUGAAUGCUGCACUGUCUUCCUCCAAGCGAUCUGCAGAAACAUCGGGACACCGAGAUGACGAGGAGCAAGAUCGCUCUUCCAUCAAAUCGAAAAAAUCCCUGAAGAACAAGAAGCCCAAGGUCCUCCCGAACCUUUGUCGCAGUGACCACUGCCAGAACACUUGCUCAGAGAAAUGUAUCUACCACAGAUGCAAGAACUGUUGUCGAUUGUACCAACGAGCAGAAGAUCGAUAUGACUGUCCGUCUCAUCCGAUUAACUCUAUGCGGAAAGAGAGGGAGAGGCAGGCGAAAGACACCUUGUUGCCACGCGUGGAUUCACAAGAGGCCAUUGGCGACGUGGCGUUGGAGGGCAUGGUUGUCGGUUCUCGAGCAGUAUCGGAGAGUGACGAGACGAAGUCAGAUCGUUGCAUGAUUCUGUGA
Molecule: messenger RNA, 1626 nt
Organism: Gamsiella multidivaricata
Lineage: Eukaryota; Fungi; Mortierellomycota; Mortierellomycetes; Mortierellales; Mortierellaceae
Exons: 3
Coding region: 1-1626 (541 amino acids)
Biological process (GO): tRNA processing
Molecular function (GO): tRNA dihydrouridine synthase activity; flavin adenine dinucleotide binding
Source: RefSeq, a predicted model, not a curated record